AAAACAACCCGCUGAUCAUAUGAUUUCAGUUUUGUGUUUUCAGCAUAAAUUCAAUGGAUUUAUAAUGAUAUGAAUGCGUUUGUUUAGUAGCGCGUUGUUGGCGUUUGUAUUAUCAUUAUUCCUCAUUAAUGCUAAUUCUCUAAAAACAACGGACAACGGUAAAUUAAUUGAUAAAUAGCGGCCAUAAUGACAUCUAAACCGACUUGUCUGAUUGUAGCCAGUGCUGCAUCUGCAGGAGUUUCAGCCCGAUCGUUCCAGCAGUGUUUUAAUUUGUGCAAUCCAGUGUUUAACUUGCAGACAGCGACACCUGGGGGUAAAUCGAUUGACUUUACCGGUGUGGACGAUAGCACUGGCCGAUGGGUGCAAGAGUUCAGCAUCAAACCCUACGCAAACCCGGCCAAACUGGAGUCUAUCGAUGGAGCCCGCUAUCAGGCGCUGUUGAUUCCCGACUGUCCCGGAGCCAUGAAUGAUCUCGCCCACAGCGGGUCCCUCGCACGAAUCCUCUCCCACUUCAUUUCACAGCAAAAGCCGGUGUGUGCUGUUGGACAGGGCGUAGCGGCUCUCUGCUGUGCUACUGAGGAGCAAAAGUGGAUAUUCAGUAGAUACAGCAUGACUGGGCCUUCUGUGUUUGAGUUGGUUCGCUCUUCUGAAUUUGCCAAUUUGCCGCUGAUUGUGGAGGAUUUUAUCAAAGACAAUGGCGGCUCUUACACAGCCAGCAUCGAGGACGCCGUUCACGUCGUCCUGGACCGCCAUCUUAUCACGGGGCAGAACAUUCAGUCCACAACAGCAGCCGUCAAUAACCUGAUUCUGCUCUGUAACAACAGAUAAACGCUUCAGUGGUUAUGAACAAGGGACCAAAGUUAACAAAGUUAUCACGUUUUGAAUUGAAAGCACACACACACUGACAAACAUGAAAUCAUUCCAUUAUCACUCCAAAUAUAUUACAUCCACAUAUAUUUCUCCAGAGUUCAAAGAAGUGUUACACUUUCGAAUAAGGUUGUAUUAGUUCAUGUUAGUUAGUGAUUUACUAACAAGAACGAUACAUUUAUUAUUCAUUAACAUUCAUAAAGUUGUUCUUGUUAACUUUUAAACAACUCUAGUUGUUUAGCAAGCAUGAAUUUGGACUCUCCGAAUGCAUAAAUCAUGGAGAUAUCAAUUUAAAUUCGGAUGUUUUGUCUGUGUAUAAAAUAUGAAUGUGUGAUCUGAAGUGAGAUUCAUAGAUUUAGACGAGCUUUAUAAAUAAAUAACUGGAUGCCACUGCAGUAAAAAAGCAGUGUUUUUACCUCAAAGUUGAUAAUAAAACAGAAAUAAUUAAAGUGGAAUAUUUCAACUUUGAA
Molecule: messenger RNA, 1337 nt
Organism: Danio rerio (zebrafish)
Lineage: Eukaryota; Metazoa; Chordata; Actinopteri; Cypriniformes; Danionidae
Gene: gatd1
Product: glutamine amidotransferase class 1 domain containing 1
Cellular component (GO): early endosome; extracellular region
Source: RefSeq, marked validated